Molecule: messenger RNA, 1947 nt
Organism: Lentinula edodes (shiitake mushroom)
Lineage: Eukaryota; Fungi; Basidiomycota; Agaricomycetes; Agaricales; Omphalotaceae
Exons: 10
Coding region: 4-1581 (525 amino acids)
Biological process (GO): protein deubiquitination; spliceosomal complex assembly; mRNA processing
Molecular function (GO): cysteine-type deubiquitinase activity; zinc ion binding
Source: RefSeq, a predicted model, not a curated record
AGGAUGGCUCCUACGAUAAACCACAACGAUAAUGCGCUGACUGACGUGGAAAGGCCCAAUAAACGUGCUAGAGUGGACGCCAAUGAUAAAAAUGGCUUUGAACUCGAGCAUACGAGGGGUUCCGAUCUUCAUGAAAAGGAGGAGGAUGAAAUAGAUGAAGUCCCGGACAUACGAGAGGAAGUCAAGGCCUCUGAUCUUCAUCUAGACACUAUCAAUCGGGCUGUCCUCGACUUUGACUUUGAGAAAGUCUGUUCGGUCUCUACAUCGAACAUAAACAUUUACGGCUGCCUAGUCUGCGGGAAAUAUUUUCAAGGCCGGGGUCGCAAGUCGUAUGCGUAUGCCCACUCAAUUCAUGACGAUCACCAUGUUUUCAUCAACUUAGAGACUACCAAGGUGUACGUGCUACCAGAGGGUUACCCGGUCUCGGACCCUUCUUUGGAAGAUAUCUCCUUUGUACUCGCACCGUCCUUCGACAAGACAUAUACAUCUACUCUCUGUUCUGCUUCGUACCCUACAAGAAUGUCGUAUGACCUAGCUUCUAAAGCUUAUUUACCCGGCUACGUUGGCCUCAACAACAUCAAACGAAACGACCACAUGAAUGUUAUCAUACAUGCAGUCCUUCACGUCACUCCAUUGCGGGACUAUCUUCUGUUGUCGAACUUUCACGGCAAAGAGUCCGAGUUGCUUAAGCGUUUUGCGGGUUUAGCAAAGAAAGUAUGGAACCCAAGGCUAUUCAAAAGCCAGGUCAGUCCUCACGAGUUUCUGCAAGAAGUAAACAGGGCAAGCUCCGGAAAAUUUCGUCUGGAACAGCAGGGGGAUCCCGUUGAAUUCUUGGGAUGGCUACUGAAUCAUCUACACAAAGACAUGGGUGGUUCCAAAAAGAAACACUCCAGUAUCAUAUUUUCUAUCUUUCAAGGCGAGCUUCGCGUCGAAACACAACAAGUGCUUGUGCGUCCAGACGCAGGAGAAAACGAGAAACCCCGCUUUGAUAUUGCUCGAGACAUCAAAUCCACUGUAUCCCCGUUCUUAUUUUUGGCAGUAGACCUGCCUCCGCCACCACUUUUUCAAGAUUCCGUGGAAAAGAACAUCAUUCCUCAAGUGAGUAUCCAGUCUGUGCUUUCCAAAUAUGACGGAAGGACGACGCAGGAAUCAUCUGGACAAUUGCGACGAUACAAAUGCCAACGCCUUCCACCUUACAUCAUAUCUCACUUUAAACGAUUUACCAAAAAUAUUUUUGUGGAAGAAAAAAACCCCACCAUUGUUACUUUUCCGCUACGAGGUCUAGAUUUUGGAGAUUAUGUCGAUCUCAAGGCUUCCCAACCACCGCCCAUAUACGAUCUGGUUGCCAAUGUAACACACGAAUCAGUCGCGGGAACUACCCGCGACAAGGAGAACACCGUUUGGAAAGUCCAUUUACGGGCUGGAGAGGGUGAAUUCGAAAAAUGGUAUACCAUCCAAGAUCUGAUCGUAGAAGAAACACGAAAAGAAAUGAUAUUUUUAGGGGAAAGUGUUUUGCAAAUCUGGGAAAGGAGACCCGAUCGAAUAUCACAUUCUAAAGUCGACAUGGUUGUCGAUAAAUGAUGUGAUUUUUGUGAGCGAAAUGAUAUACUCUACAACCUUAUAGGAAGACGCCGGCACUCUAGAGGAAGCGGAGAUAUCAGUCUUCACGGACGCGGCAAACUGUUGGUGUACAAAGUAUUUUCAGUACUUACAUUUGUGGAUGCCUUUACUAGGGUCUGACUGCGGUCUAGCUGUCACAGUAUCGCUGGAAUUUGUGACGGGUUUUGCACUGGCUUCUGAUGUUUCUCGCGGGUGGUCGUAAAGAUAGGGCUUGAAGACAUAGAGACUGGAAACGAUUCCUGCUAUGCCUGCGACUAUAUAAGGCCCAAACCGACUAUGCAUCGAAUGAGCAAGUUUUUCAACAGUGAUGGUUAAAGACAACCUUCG